GUGGGAACCCUCGGAGGUUCCAGUUUGCCAAAGGGAAGCAGUUUGACAUUUGGCGUGGGGAAGCCUUGGGAAGCUGUCCUGUGCUGCGGGUGGGGGUUGGCUGAAUGGUAAGGGGGCGUUGUGCGUGUGCGUAGAGACCUUUUUUCUACCCCCUUGGAGAAACUUUAGCGAUGGAGCAGUAUUAAUAGAUAGGCUUUGCCGUGAAAUAGGCAAAGGAGUAGAUAAACUUUGAGAUGACCUAAAUGGGGAGAAUAGGUAAGCUUUGGGGUGGUUUGGUAGGGGCUGAAUUUAAGGGAGAGGUUGCUUAGAAGGUCAAAGCUCUGACUUCGGAAUAGGGUUUGGGUGAAUUGUGGAACUGCUUAAAGACCUGAAAUUUAGGUUACAAAAAAUUAGGACUUGUGAUUUGGUGUUGGGAAGGGGUAUGUAGGGCAAGUUUGGGGUGGCCAGGUGUCAGAGCAGUGUAUGUCCCAGGGUAGGGCUGGGAUAACUGGGCGGAAUGAGGACUGUGGGAGAGUUGUGGUGGGAUGGGGUCAGGGGCCCCCUGAAGUUCAGAGGGCUCUUGGUGGGUGAGCCAGCCCCUCAUGGGUUCUUUGUGCCUCUCCAGCCCGGUAGUGUGGCAGGCAAGGCAGGGGCCAUGGCCCUGAUCGAAGGGGUAGGUGAUGAGGUGACCAUCCUUUUCUCGGUGCUUGCCUGCCUUCUGGUGCUGGCUCUGGCCUGGGUCUCAACGCACACUGCCGAGGGCGCCGAUCCACUGCCCCAGCCGUCAGGGACCCCAACACCAACGCAGCCCAGCGAAGCCAUGGCGGUCAUGGACAGCAUCAGAGGGGAGGCCCCAGGAGCUGAGACCCCCGGCCUGAGACACCGAGGUCAGGCGGCACCACCAGAACCUGGCGUGGGGCUCGCAGCAACGCCGCCACCUCCAGACUCCCCCCAGGAGCCCCUCGUACUUCGGCUGAAAUUCCUCAACGAUUCUGAGCAGGUGGCCAGAGCCUGGCCCCACGACACCAUUGGCUCCCUGAAAAGGACCCAGUUUCCCGGCCGGGAACAGCACGUGCGACUCAUCUACCAAGGGCAGCUACUAGGAGACGACACCCAGACCCUGGGCAGCCUUCACCUCCCUCCCAACUGUGUCCUCCACUGCCACGUGUCCACACGGGUGGGUCCCCCCCUCCCGCCCUGCCCACCGGGGUCCGAGCCAGGCCCCUCAGGGCUGGAAGUAGGCAGCCUGCUGCUGCCCCUGCUCCUUCUGCUGCUGCUUCUGCUAUGGUACUGCCAGAUCCAGUACCGGCCCUUCUUUCCCCUGACCGCCACUCUGGGUCUGGCCGGCUUCACCCUGCUCCUCAGCCUCCUGGCCUUUGCCAUGUACCGCCCGUAGUGCCUCCACGGGCUCUUGGCCACGCCACCGGCCUCUCGGGACCUUGCUCGCCACGACAAGGUGGGAGCUGCUGUCUGCCCAGGCCCGCCUCUCCGACCUGCCUCUUCCCACUACCCUGGAGCCCAGCGCUGCGCGGGAGAGCACUCCGAGGGGCGGCGGAAGCCCCUCCCUGUGACCUUCAUGGCUCUGGGCCACCUCCCGGGGCAGCUGGCCCUCAGCGCCCCCUGACAGUGGGCUACCCCGAGUCAGACAGCUGCUGUCGUUGCCUUGGCCCUGGACAGAGUGGGGCCACGCCCCUGGGCCCUUAGGGCUCAGCCUGAGGACCUGGGCACCUCUUAGUCCCGGAUCGCUCGUUGGCUGGUUUGGGGGCCCGAGGACUGGGAAGGGCUGGAGAAGGGGAGUCGGGAUGGGUGGAGGGGGCUUUCUGGAACACGUGCAGAUUAAAUAACUGUGAAGUUUUCA
This is a messenger RNA of Capra hircus (goat), 1837 nucleotides long. RefSeq names its product transmembrane and ubiquitin like domain containing 1 (gene TMUB1). The transcript has 2 exons. Gene Ontology annotation, molecular function: protein binding. The record is from RefSeq and is a predicted model, not a curated record. Lineage: Eukaryota; Metazoa; Chordata; Mammalia; Artiodactyla; Bovidae. The coding region runs from base 497 to 1375 and encodes 292 amino acids.